This is a messenger RNA of Trichomonas vaginalis G3, 1125 nucleotides long. RefSeq names its product O-acyltransferase protein. NCBI's taxonomy places the organism in Eukaryota, Parabasalia, Trichomonadida, Trichomonadidae. The record is from RefSeq and is a predicted model, not a curated record. Bases 1 to 1125 code for a protein of 374 amino acids. Gene Ontology annotation, biological process: lipid metabolic process. The transcript has a single exon.
AUGGGUAGUGUCUUACGAGGUUCUGUAACAAACAGAAAGACUCACUGGUACUGCCCUAAAAAUGUUGCUGAAACUGACAUAUGGGUAAAGAAACAAUAUUGUAUUCCUCCACUUGGAAACUGUCUUAGUGACUGGCUCACUAUGAGAUACGAUAAUACAACAAAAUCAGCGAUAAACCAAGAAGGAGUUAAUCUUGAUAUUGUUGAUUUUGGAGGCGUUGAUGGUAUCAGCUACUUGGAUGAAUUCUUUAACAUUACAAACUUUAUUCCUUAUUUCAAUAAGUAUAUUAAGUAUCUGGAAACAAAAGGAUAUACAGUCGGAAAAGAUUUAUUCGGCGCACCAUUCGAUUGGAGACGAGGCCUUAUGCUAGGUGAUGAUCAUUACAAAAGAAUGAAAGAUCUCGUUGAAAAAGCCUAUACAUUGAAUUCAAAUCAAAAAGUUGCUUUAGUUGGACAUUCACUUGGUGGAUAUUUCAUCCACUACUUCUUGUCUAAUGUUACAAUACCAGAAUGGCGCCAAAAAUAUAUUGAAUCUGCCAUUUUGGUCGCACCUUCAUUUGGUGGCUGCGGUACAGUUGUUGAAAAUCUUUGGAAUGGAGCACUUUAUAUCAUGAGACAUUUCGGAAUCUCAGAAUCUGCAAUGGGAUCUCUUGCUUCCUCCCUCGGAGCUCUUUACGUUCAUCUUCCAAACCACAAAGUGUUCGGCCAACUUCACGUCUUCCAUGAUGAAACAGGAAAAGGCUACACUGCUGCCGAAUUACCAGAACUCUUAGCCAAAAACGGUAAAUUCAGAAAUACUCCUGAAAUCUUUGAACUCCAUAAGAAGUUUUCCGCUCAGACCAUUAAUCCACUUGAUGUUCCAACAGUCAUUGUAUACAAUGAUAAGAUGAAAACAGUCAUCGGAUACAACGCUCAAACAAAAGAGUACAUGUAUUCUCUCGGUGAUACAUUGAUCAAUGCGGAAGGAUACCACUAUGCAUGCAAUAACUGGAAAUCAUCAAAGAAGCUCAAAUGCAUUAAUUUGGAUUCAACUUCUGAACUUGCCUCUCACAUCUUCAUGGUUAUGAAGGAGGAGUACGUAGAUUUAGUACUCAAACACGUUUUAGAUACUGAAUGGGAGAAAUAA